AUGGCCGACACUACUACUCAGGCUCCUAUAAACGGCAAUUUUCCUGCGCAACACACCUAUCACGACUCUUACAACCACGCUCAUGUUACUACCAACAAUGUUGCCAGCUUCCAGCCAGUCCAGUCCUCCACUCCCACAAAUGCCGUACCUGAGCAGAAGAAUGGAAUCUCCAAGGACGAAGUCGGUUGGUACUUUGUUGAGCAGUACUACACUACUAUGAGCCGUAACCCGGACAAAUUGCAACUGUUCUACUCUAGGCGGUCGCAGCUUGUCUUCGGUACUGAAGCGGAAUCGGUUCAGGUUGCUGUUGGCCAGAAGGCGAUCAAUGAAAAAAUAAAGCAACUUGAUUUCCAGGACUGUAAAGUCCGUGUCCUGAAUGUUGAUUCUCAGGGUUCCUUCGACAACAUCCUGAUUACUGUUAUUGGGGAGAUCUCCAAUAAGUCAGAGCCCUCUCGUAAAUUUGUGCAGACUUUCGUGCUCGCUGAGCAACCCAAUGGGUAUUAUGUUCUCAAUGAUAUCUUCAGAUACUUGGUUGAUGAGGAGGAGGUCGUGAAUGAAGAGACUGUUCCUGCCACUGCGCAGAUUGCUCCGGCUGAUGAGCCAGCUGCUGAGGAGCCUGCGCAGCCCGAGGCUGAAAGCGUAUCAGUAGUUGCGGUUCAGGAAAAUGAAAUCCCUGCAUCAAAGGUGGAGGAGAAACUCGAGGAGGCGGAGAAGAAUGGUGACGAAGCGCAACCCAAGGAGGCUGAUUCUCAGGUAAAUGGAACGGAAGCUCAAGACACCGUGACUGAACAGAUGGCUUCGGUCCCAGUGACGACAGAGGUUCCUGAAGUCGAGAAACCAGCAACUCCAGAACCUACCCCAGCUCCGUCUGUACAGAAGGACGUCUCCGCUCCCGCCAAAGAGAAUGUCGCCCCAGCCAAGGCUGUCCCGAAGACUUGGGCUACCAUCGCUUCCAAGUCCGGUGCUUCGGUUCCUGUUGUGCCAGCUAUUCCGGUUGCUCCGGCUAAACCUGUCCCUGUUGCUAGCUCCACGCAGCCGGUCACAGCCGCCACUACAGCCGCCACUACAACCUCCACACCCGAAAGCGCCCCUAGUCAGACGCCCUCGAAUGAUGGAUCGGGCUGGCAGACCGCUGGCCACGACCAUAAGAAGACCCAGUCCCGUGCGGGCGAAGAACAGCCCGUUCUCGCCUACAUUAAGAACGUCACUGAAAAGGUUGACCAAGGCUUGCUGAAGCAGGCGCUGCUGCGCUUCGGAAAGCUUAAGCAUUUCGACGUGAGCCGCCAGAAAAACUGUGCCUUUGCUGAGUUUGCUGAGCCGGCUGGGUACGCUGCUGCUGUGGCUGCUAACCCGCAUCAGAUUGGAACUGAGCAAAUUUACGUCGAAGAACGUCGAGCUCGUGCCAACGCGUAUGGUGGAAAUGCCAACUAUGCUGCUGGCCGAGGCGGUGCUGGUCGUGGCCGCGGAGACCGUACUGGUAGCCAGGGCCGUGGUGGCUUCCAGCGCGACGGUCGUGGAGGUUUUGCUUCUCGUGGCCGAGGAGGAAAUGCCAACGCCAAAAGUCGCAAUCAACCGCAGGCCGCUUAA
Messenger RNA from Aspergillus tanneri, 1587 nucleotides. Its product is annotated as NTF2 and RRM domain protein. The transcript has 3 exons. Bases 1 to 1587 code for a protein of 528 amino acids. The record is from RefSeq and is a predicted model, not a curated record. Gene Ontology annotation, cellular component: ribonucleoprotein complex; Ubp3-Bre5 deubiquitination complex; cytosol. Lineage: Eukaryota; Fungi; Ascomycota; Eurotiomycetes; Eurotiales; Aspergillaceae. Gene Ontology annotation, biological process: protein deubiquitination; ribophagy. Gene Ontology annotation, molecular function: mRNA binding.